AAACCGAAGGUCACCUCAUCUCAUAUCAGCAGCGCCGGCUCUGUCAACUGACAUACAGACUUGCUCUGUAGUUAUUUAAUAAACACAAUGGACAAUUUUGAUAAUUUUAGUGCGUCGGAUAAAGCAGAGGCGACGGAGCUGCAGCGUAUGAUCGCGAUAGAGCAGCAGAAAGCUCAGUUCCAGGCCCAGGUGCACACUUUUACUGACGUCUGCUGGGACAAGUGUGUGGACAGUCCAGGCUCGAAGCUGGACUACCGGACAGAGACGUGCCUGGUGAGCUGUGUGGAGCGCUUCAUCGACACCACCCUGACCAUUACCAACCGCUUCACACAGAUGGUGCAGAAGGGUGCUCAUUAAUGAUGGACUAUAGAUGCAAAUGGACUGUAUCAUGAUAUUAUUAAGAUAUUCCAUGCAUGUGUAUAGAAGAUUAUGUGAAGAGGAACAUGUUUUUUACUGUUUAUGACACCAGUUGACUGGUGUUGCUCGAGGAGUCCAAAAAUGCGUUAGAAACUCUACAUUGUUGUAGCUGCAAAUGGCAGCGAGAUGUACCUUACAUCAGUAAAGCAACACAAUAUGCUCAUGUU
Messenger RNA from Centropristis striata (black sea bass), 584 nucleotides. It is a transcript of the gene timm8b, whose product is annotated as translocase of inner mitochondrial membrane 8 homolog B (yeast). The record is from RefSeq and is a predicted model, not a curated record. Lineage: Eukaryota; Metazoa; Chordata; Actinopteri; Perciformes; Serranidae. The transcript is spliced from 2 exons. The coding region runs from base 88 to 357 and encodes 89 amino acids.